AUGAAGAAGUCGUGUAGUUUGAGAGGUUAUUAUCUUUGUCUAAUCAAUAUGUUCAUGUUGCUGUUGGUAGUAAGGUCCCAACUGACGACAGAUUUCUAUAAGACAUCAUGUCCUAAUGUUUCCAAAAUAGUAAGGAUAGAGGUUCAGAAAGCUCUCAUGAAUGAGAUGCGAAUGGGUGCUUCUCUGCUUCGCCUUCACUUUCAUGAUUGCUUUGUAAACGGUUGUGAUGGAUCAAUACUACUAGAUGGGGGUGAUGGUGUAGAGAAGUCUGCUAUUCCAAAUCUGAACUCUGUUAGAGGAUAUGAAGUUGUAGAUACAAUCAAAAGCUCAUUGGAGAGUGCAUGCAGUGGGGUUGUCUCCUGUGCUGAUAUACUAGCAAUCGCUGCCAGAGAUUCUGUUUUCCUAAGUGGUGGUCCUUUUUGGAGGGUUCUUCUAGGAAGAAGAGAUGGAACAGUCUCAAACGGAACACUGGCAAAUACUGCGCUUCCUUCGCCAUUUGAUCCAUUGGAUACCAUCAUUUCAAAAUUUACUAAUGCAGGCCUUAAUCUCACAGAUGUUGUUUCUUUAUCAGGUGCACAUACCAUUGGCCGAGCAAGGUGUACAUUUUUUAGCAAUAGAUUGUCCAACUUCUCAGGAACAGGUGCACCAGACACUACACUAGACACUGCCAUGCUCUCUGACCUGCAAAGUUUGUGUCAAAAUGGAGAUGGAAACGCAACAGCAGUUCUUGAUAGGAACUCAUCGGAUCUAUUCGACAACCACUACUUCAAGAACUUGCUCAGUGGAAAAGGGCUUCUCAGUUCUGACCAGAUUCUAUUUUCUAGUGAUGGGGCUAAUUCAACUACUAAACCUUUAGUGGAAAGCUAUAUCAACGAUAGUGUACUCUUCUUCGGGGACUUCGCCAAUUCUAUGAUCAAGAUGGGGAAUAUAAAUCCAAAGACUGGGUCUGAUGGAGAAAUUAGGAAGAACUGCAGAGUGAUAAAUUCGUAG
This is a messenger RNA of Sphenostylis stenocarpa, 990 nucleotides long. Lineage: Eukaryota; Viridiplantae; Streptophyta; Magnoliopsida; Fabales; Fabaceae. The record is from the annotation of a GenBank genome assembly.